Exophiala viscosa is the source of this 2274-nucleotide messenger RNA. RefSeq names its product kinesin family member 20/23. Gene Ontology annotation, cellular component: kinesin complex; nucleus; microtubule. Gene Ontology annotation, biological process: microtubule-based movement. Lineage: Eukaryota; Fungi; Ascomycota; Eurotiomycetes; Chaetothyriales; Herpotrichiellaceae. Gene Ontology annotation, molecular function: microtubule binding; microtubule motor activity; ATP binding. The coding region runs from base 1 to 2274 and encodes 757 amino acids. The transcript is spliced from 3 exons. The record is from RefSeq and is a predicted model, not a curated record.
AUGGCGACGCAAACAUCGCUGUUCCAGGUCUACUUACGGCUACGACCUCCCAUUGACCAUCAGCUGCCCACACAGAAGAACGAACCAUGGCUUAUAGUAGAGUCCGCAAACUCUCAGAGGCAAGAUGCGCACAGCUCCUUCCCGACGCACAUCACACUCCAACCUCCCAAUGACUCUAGGAAGCGAGCCAUCGAAAGAUUCGGCUUCACCAAGAUCUUCGACGAGGCAGCAUCACAGCUCGAUGUUUUUCAAGAGACGGGCACUGCGGACACAAUUAAGACUGUCUUACAAACAGGAAGGGAUGGCCUUGUUGCUACACUGGGAGUCACUGGAAGUGGGAAGAGUCAUACCAUACUUGGAUCGAAGUCACAGAGAGGUUUGACGCAAAUGUCCCUCGAUGUGCUUUUCAGAUCAAUCGGACAAAGUAUACGACGUCCAUCACCUACAGAGACGGCACUCUUGUCAUCAAUACAAGCAUCUGAUGUCUCGGAGGCUCAGAUCCUAUCAGCAACAACUUUCUUGGAAUCAGUCUAUGGCGACAGCGAUCGAGGAAGGCUAUCAAGAGCUCAGACACCCAUGUCGAGAGCGCAAACCCCCAUGAUGGAUUCGAUGGCACAUACCAUGCGAAAAGCACCGUUGCCGAGACCUAGUACGUUUCCACAACAUCCGAACAUGUCAUCCUUUUCCAUCGAAGUCGAGUCCAGAGCCGAAUAUGUCGUCCUGGUAUCAAUGUACGAGGUUUACAAUGACCGUAUCUUUGAUCUUCUUUCUACCCAAGCACCUUCCAAUGGGCCUGCCAUGUCAACGAGACAAGGAGCAGCUCUGCAGAAAGGCCUCUUACGGCGACCGCUGUUGUUCAAGAACACGGAGAUGUCUCCAGAUAAAAAGGUGGUGGCGGGUCUUCGAAAGAUUGUGUGUGCGAAUUACGACGAGGCCAUGCUUGUUCUUGAAACCGGAUUGACGGAAAGACGAGUCGCAGGGACAGGCAGCAACAGCGUCAGCUCGAGAAGUCACGGCUUCUUUUGUAUCGAGGUCAAGAAAAAGACGGAAAUGCAAGGACAUGCGGCAUAUGUGAUGCCAGCAUGGACAGGCGGAACCAUGUCCAUUGUCGAUUUGGCAGGUUCGGAACGUGCCAGGAAUGCCAAAACCACCGGAUCCACGCUUGCUGAGGCUGGCAAGAUCAACGAAAGUUUGAUGUAUCUUGGCCAGUGUCUUCAGGUUCAAAGUGACUGUCAGCUGGAGGGAAGCAAGCCCAUCGUCCCCUUCCGACAGUGCAAGCUCACCGAGUUGCUGUUAUCCAACUCUUUCCCAUCAUCAACCCAUGCUAGCUCAUAUCGACAGCCCCAAAAGGCAGUCAUGAUUGUGACAGCUGAUCCACUGGGCGACUUCAAUGCCACCAGUCAGAUUCUGAGGUAUUCGGCGUUGGCGCGAGAAGUGACUGUUCCCAGAAUACCUAGUGUGACCAGUGCAAUACUCGGUGGGCCUGGUCACGGCAGGACGAUACACAGUGGUCGGACGACACCUCAUGACAUGCCAAAUAGCUAUUUCAGUGCUCAAGAAUUGGAACAAGCGACCAACGAAGCCAGCAGGCUGGGAGAAGAAUGUGACGCGUUGGCGAUGAAACUGGCAGAGGAAGAAAUCAAGAGAACCGAGGCUGAAUUGAAGCUGCAGGCGGCAGAGGACAAGCUUGUGGUGAUGGAACAGGAAGUCCGAGAAGAGUGCUGGAACGAGAUGGAUCAGCAUUUGGAAGAAGAAAAGGAACGAUGGAGGGAGGCGUGGGAGCAUGAGAAGAUGCAGAACGAAGCAUUUGUGGACGGCAAGCUCGAAAUCCUCGAGAAGACGGCCAGGAUUACGAUCCAUGAAGAUCAAUCCAGCGACAGCAGAGUGGAAGACCUUGAAAGAGAAAACGACACUCUUCGAGCAAAGAUUCGAGCAUUUGAGCAAGAGAUGCAGACGAGAAGUCCGACGAAGAAGUCGCGAACAGCACCUAAAUCCCCAGUCAAGGGGUUGGUCCUCCAAGAGACGUCGAACAGUAACAUCGCCACGAAUCCGUUCCUGGCCUCGUUGAGGACACGAGAAGACAGCAAUGCGACGGUCAAACCGAGGAGCAGUGAGGACCAUCUACAGGUUGCCGAUGUCUCUCCUCGAAAGCUGUCGUUGAGAAGCUCUAGUGUCGGCCAGGCUACAGACGAGGAGGAACCACCUGCCACGGUGAAGAAACAGCGGAAACUGACGGCGCGGAAGUGGGAUUUGGGUGACCCUGCUGGAUUCUAG